Danio aesculapii is the source of this 1174-nucleotide messenger RNA. It is a transcript of the gene tmem147, whose product is annotated as transmembrane protein 147. The record is from RefSeq and is a predicted model, not a curated record. NCBI's taxonomy places the organism in Eukaryota, Metazoa, Chordata, Actinopteri, Cypriniformes, Danionidae. Bases 142 to 819 code for a protein of 225 amino acids. The transcript is spliced from 8 exons.
ACAGGCAGAACUACUGUAAGAACGAGUGUAUCCGCUCGGACCUUUAACAGUGAUGCACCGGAGGAUUAUGUGACCCUGCGCCUGUCAUUCCAAAAUCACUAAUUUGUUGAAUCUGAGGGAAAUCACAGUGAAAUCUCCACCAUGACGCUUUUCCAUUUUGGAAACUGUUUUUCUUUGGCAUAUUUCCCAUAUUUCAUUACAUACAAAUGCAGUGGAUUAUCUGAAUAUAAUGCAUUUUGGAGAUGUGUCCAAGCAGGUGCCACAUACCUCUUUGUGCAGCUGUGCAAGAUGCUGUUUCUCGCCACAUUUUUCCCCACCUGGGAGGGAGGAGCUGGUGUUUAUGAUUUUGUCGGGGAGUUCAUGAAGGCCACAGUAGACAUGGCUGAUCUUCUAGGUCUUCAUCUGGUCAUGUCCAGGAAUGCAGGGAAGGGUGAAUAUAAGAUCAUGGUGGCAGCGAUGGGCUGGGCCACAGCUGAGCUCAUCAUGUCCAGAUGUAUACCAUUAUGGGUCGGAGCUCGCGGCAUUGAGUUUGACUGGAAAUACAUCCAAAUGAGCUUUGAUUCCAACAUCAGUCUGGUACAUUAUAUUGCGAUGGCAGCAGUAGUGUGGAUGUUCACUCGAUAUGACCUUCCCAAAAGUUUCCGUCUUCCUGUCGCCAUCCUGCUGGGAUUGUGCGUUUAUAAGGGCUUUCUCAUGGAGCUGUUUGUUCAUGUGUUUCUGCUGGGCAGCUGGACGGCUCUCCUUGUGAAGGCUGUGCUCACCGGUGCCAUCUCUCUCUGUUCUCUAUUCCUGUUCGUCACACUCGUCCACAGCAACUGAACACUGCCAACAAACACCACACUUCAAGUAUUUACAGAGCAAAACCACAUUCCUAGAGUGAAUACUGUCGACUGUAUCUGCCAUACCAUAAGGGGGCUGUGAGAUGAUUACUGUUACUAGCGAACAUGUUUAUACUUCACUCAGUUCAUUUAAUAAACAGACAUGUACAGGUAUGCAGAGGCAGUUUUGGAAGAAAAUCCAAGUGGUGUAACAGAGAUACUCUGAGAAAGAUCUUUUUUUUAAAAUGACAAACUAAUUUAUAAAUGUAGACCAGAUGGGAAUAAUUAUUUGGCUUUUUUGUAUGGGAGUGUUUAGUUGAAUUAAUAACUAAAUAAACUGAAACCAUAUUGAUAAA